This is a messenger RNA of Lolium perenne, 1626 nucleotides long. Lineage: Eukaryota; Viridiplantae; Streptophyta; Magnoliopsida; Poales; Poaceae. The record is from RefSeq and is a predicted model, not a curated record.
AUGAAAGAUAUGAUUGAUGAAAUCAUUACUUCAAAAGCCACAAAUGACGACUUCCUUCGAAGAGCUGUCUUAAUUCUUAUAGGGACUGUCUUAGCUCCUACUUCGACGUAUACGGUUUACAAGCCGUUCUAUGCAUUUGUGGAAACAAUGUACAAGUUACACAACUUGAAUUGGAACCAAUUCACGCUUGCAUAUGUCAUGGAGCAGAUCAGCACUUGCCGGAGAGGAAUAUAUGUUAGGCAGUGGCCGAAAGGCAAUGUCGCCAUUUUAGAGUACUUGUAUUGGGAGAAAGUGCAACCUCUUGAUGAGAUAGCACUUUAUGCUCGCAUCUCUUCACGCCCACUUAUGAUCAACUGGACAGAAGCUGCUGUAGCCUUGAGAGAUAGCUAUGAUCAAGAUAAUGGCCGGGGCAAAGGUAUCCUUAAGAUUGAAGAUAACAUCACAGAGGAAUAUAGGCGACAAUAUGGGAAGAAAAGUGAUGGAAACAAAAACAUGGGUGCAGAAAUUAAAAAACCGGGUACUGGAAGGAGCAAUGGAAAGGGCAAUGGAAGGAGCACUGGGAAGGAUGUUGUCAAAUUAUUAAACAAAUCAGGUGUUAGGUACAAGCCAUUCGCGGAAACACUUUCAGAUCAGUACUGUUAUGACGAAGGCUGCGGAUCUUACCUCAACGGAGUACCUGAACGGAAAGAAUUUGUUUACGACAAAAAAGUGUCGAAAGAGGACAAUAAAGAAGAGGAUUACAUAACACCUGCAAGGACCAAGUGUGACUUCUUAGGGGAUGGCACGCUAGACAAUCCAUGGGAACUUCCUGAAGAUUUUAAGGAGGCCUCUUCAUCGGAGGUGCCAUCAAAUAUUUUUGAACCUGCCCUCAAAAAGAUGAACAAAGAAGACGAACAAAAAGAGGGUGCCUCAGAAGGAUCAAAAAGCGUCAACACUGCAACCGGGAAGAAUGAAGAUGUAAAUGGAAAGAGGAAGCGAAAGCUCCCUCUUAAACUGCAGUAUCCUUAUAUCAUUGAGAAUCGAACGAAACGUCAACCUCGAAAAAAGCCAACUCCCGCAAUAGCUACUCCGUCCAGCAAUGAUGUUGAAAUUCCGCAAGACUCUACUGCCUUAACAGCGGAACACAUUGCAGCAGCAGAGAUUUUUGUUCAACUCUGUUGCAAGACUGAGGCAAAUGGGAAAAAAAUUAUCUACAAAAAUGAUAUUGGCGUCAGGUUGACAUCACAACGGCUUAAAGUGGUUCUAGACCAUAAAUGGUGUACAGAUGAUGCAUAUUUUCCAGUUAACAUAUCGAACAAUCAGUGGACUACCGUGAUCAUGCACACACCCAAGGAAGAAUUCCAAGUUCUUGACUCAUUAUUUCCAUUAAGUGUGACAAUAGACACUGUCAGGGCUCUGAGACAACAAAUUUCUGCUGACAUCCAAGAGUACAACAAAUCUACAUCUGGAUUUUUCCCUGAUGUGAUAUCUUGGAAUAUAAAAUCAUACGAUAUGCCGCAGCAAAAAGAUGGCAAUUCAUGUGGCUUAUUUGUUCUUCAAUGCAUGGAACAUUGGGAUGGAGAUAAAUGGAAUAAAGAAAUAUCACAGUUAAGUACGGUUGGCAACUACUGUGAUUGGAUGAUCUGA